This is a messenger RNA of Acomys russatus (golden spiny mouse), 1145 nucleotides long. It is a transcript of the gene Rab31, whose product is annotated as RAB31, member RAS oncogene family. The transcript has 6 exons. Bases 99 to 557 code for a protein of 152 amino acids. Gene Ontology annotation, molecular function: GTPase activity; GTP binding. The record is from RefSeq and is a predicted model, not a curated record. Lineage: Eukaryota; Metazoa; Chordata; Mammalia; Rodentia; Muridae.
UCUUAUAGGACACGGGGGUCGGGAAAUCAAGCAUCGUGUGUCGGUUCGUCCAGGACCACUUUGACCACAACAUCAGCCCCACCAUCGGGGCAUCAUUUAUGACCAAAACUGUGCCUUGUGGAAAUGAACUUCAUAAAUUCCUCAUCUGGGACACCGCUGGCCAGGAGCGGUUCCACUCGCUGGCUCCCAUGUACUACCGAGGGUCAGCCGCUGCCGUCAUCGUCUAUGACAUCACUAAGCAGGAUUCAUUUCAUACCUUGAAAAAGUGGGUUAAAGAGCUGAAAGAGCACGGGCCUGAAAACAUCGUGAUGGCGAUUGCUGGGAACAAAUGUGACCUCUCAGAUAUCAGGGAGGUGCCGCUGAAGGAUGCUAAGGAGUACGCUGAAUCCAUAGGUGCCAUCGUGGUUGAAACAAGUGCGAAGCAUGCCAUUAAUAUUGAGGAGCUCUUUCAAGGAAUCAGCCGCCAGAUCCCACCCUUGGACCCCCAUGAAAAUGGAAACAGUGGCGGCAUCAAGCUUGGGAACCAGAGCCUGCAGUCCAGCCGGCGGUGCUGCUGAGCCGAGGGCCGUGGCACACAGAGCGUAAAGAAGCCAGAGCCCUUUCUGAUGGCGUCCAGUGCACAGAAGGACCCCACCCUCCGGGCUGACUCUGUUUGCUGGGAGGCGAGCAGCUUUCUACCCUGGAGACCUGCAGGAUGCUGGACAGGGAAGUUCCCUGAAAAGAGAUUCUGGAAAGCUCACCAUACCACCACGACGUGGCCUUCGAUUUAGGAAAGGCACCAGCAGGGCUUAUACUUGCUAGGUAAUAGGUUUAGUUGCCAUUUUUUUUUUUUCUGUUAAAGAAAUAUUAGAAAAGGUUUAGAUUUGUCCACAAACCUCACAGUGCUGUUCUCCUCUGAUCUCCUUUGUGCCCUCGUCAGAGCCCGGGGCCAGGUCUUCCUUUCUGGCCAGUUCACAAAAGGCAGAAAAGCAGCGUGGUCAGUUGGCUUUUAAGCUGGCUUUGGAAAUAAGCCUUUAUUAAUCUUCUGAAGGAAGUCAGACACACAUAGCUGCACCACCACUCAAACUGAGGAUUGAUCUUCUGUGAAAGAGACAUAGGUUGCGUUAGAAACUGCCAUCUGUGUCCCUUUUCAUUCCAUCCAUGAA